AUGACAAUUAAACUACCUGCAAUUGAACACAACGAAUUUAAAAUGAAUAUAGACGAAAGGAAAUGUAAUAAUAUCAUUUAUAAAAAUAAUAAUAAUAAUAACAAUAACAAUACAAAUGGAAAUAAUAUACAAAUGAAAUCAUUGAAUGAGGCGUGUUUAAAAUUACCAAAAAUAUUUAGAAAACGUUGGUCACCAACAUCACCAAUGAGUACAAUAAUAAAAAUUUUAAAUCAAUCCAAUCAAAAUCAAGGAAAUUAUCAAUUAGAUAAACAAUUACCUGUGCAUUUAACCUUGAAACAUCAAACAAAUUUAACAAAAUUUAAGCAGGAUACAUUUCAUAAUCCAAUUUUAUUACCAAUAAAUUAUAAUAAAAAAAUUCAUAAGAAGAGGAAUAAUGAAAAAAGGAACUAUAGAAAAGAUUGA
Messenger RNA from Trichobilharzia regenti, 423 nucleotides. NCBI's taxonomy places the organism in Eukaryota, Metazoa, Platyhelminthes, Trematoda, Strigeidida, Schistosomatidae. The record is from the annotation of a GenBank genome assembly.